GAUGAGCAGUGCAGGGGAUAUUAGUGAUGUUAGAGAGAGAGGGGGUGGGAGGCGCGGAGCUCCUGUCUCUCCAACGGCAGACGCACAGCGCUCCUGAUCGCACUCUAGAUGCCUUUACAGCAGACGCACCUCUGUCAACUGUGAUGAUCGUUCCCCUCCCUCUCUUGUGCAGCGGAAGGCGAGAAGACUCCGAGGUUUAAUGCCAUUGCAGAACACGUGGAGAGCCUCUGUACUAGUCCCCGCGGCCGUGCGCCUUCCCUCCCCUCCCUCCCCCGCUGCCAUGGAGGAGCGCGCAGGCGGUGGUGCAGCGCUGGGGAAAAUGAGCGAGAGGUGCAGAGGAGGCAAUCAAUGAUUGCGCGGAGAGCUCCUGCGCGUCUUGGCAAGGUCGGAGCCGAGCGUGGAUGAGAUUAUGUCCGAGUGGAGACAGCAAGGACGGACUUUUCUGCUUCCUCUCCGGGGAUGCCCCCUGAAAAAACAAAAAAACAACAACAAGAGUUUCUCCCUCAGAGGCGACGAAGACCCCUUUCCCUCCGUUUGCGCGAUCAUGCUUGAGCCUGUAUUUGUGACAAUCUCUUGUCGCUCCCACCUGGGAGAUGAAGUUUCCUCGCUUUGGAUGAUUUGUCGGUUCUGUCGCUCGCUGCCGAGGCUACCUAAGGUGAUUUAGAGGCUGCAGCAGCAGCAGCAGCAGCAGCAGCAGCAGCAGCGGGGGAUCCAGCUGUGUUUACUGGACGGUACGCAUCUGCCGCUGUCGCUGUCCAUGGUGCUGAAUCCGGGCUCCAGGAAUGGUGGAGACGCUGAGUAUCGCAGUGAUCGGUGCUCCCGGAGUGGGCAAAACUUCUAUAAUCCGCCAGUUCAUCUAUAACGAUUUCUCGGAGGCGUACACGCCGACCAGGAGCAGAUAUGUAUACAGACCCUCGGUCAUUCUGAACGGGAACAUGUAUGAGUUAAAGGUUUUGGACGUCCCGCCAAUCUCCUCCUUCCCAGCAAGUGCCAGUCAGGAAUGGCUGGAUCUGCGCUGCAGAGGCGUCCGCAACGCCAACGCUUACAUCCUGGUGUACGACAUCUGUUGUGUGGAGAGCUUUGAAUACGUGAAAAUGAUCAGACAGCAGAUAGUGGAGAACAGGGAAGGCAGCAGCAGCGAGGUGCCAAUCCUAGUGGUGGGUAACAAGCGGGAUCUGCAGAGGCAGCGCUUCAUGCCCCGCAGGGCCGUGUCAGUCCUGGUGAAGAAGACGUGGAAGUGUGGCUACGUGGAGUGCUCUGCCAAGUUUAACUGGCAUGUGGUCCUGCUCUUCAAGGAGCUGCUGGGCAUCGCCGUGGCACGGGGCAUGCGCCAGAACCAUACUUCCACCCGUCUGCAGGGGGCGCUACAGAGGAAUCGGUGCACAGUCAUGUGACCCCUAGAGCUUCCUCCACCCCUUCUCAUGUCUGUGGUGUAGCAGACCCUGGAGAAAAGUACUCUUUAUCGUAAUGGCUGGAAAAAUACCCCGUGGCCUCCUGCUUAACUGAGCUGAUUUUUCAUGAGGUUUAUUUGACUCUGCGCUGUAACAGACUCUGAAAUUCCACACAUGCUCAUCUAACCACUUCCUAGUCUAAUCCUGUGUAGAAAGGAGGAAGCCGAUAGAAGCAACAGCAACUUGAGAUCCAACAGAGUUAUGUUUCCACACAUCAGCCUGAAGGCUAAACAUUUCAGGCCGGGUCUCCGAAUGUAACACGACUCAUACAUCAGGUCUGUAACUGGGCCGGACAGCAUGAAAGCUGUGUUUGUAAGACUCAAAACCAGAGAGGCAGCAAUAUUAUUGAGUCUUCCUUUUGGAUUUGUCAUAUUCAGGAUGGUGAAAAGGCACAACUACAGAUAUGACGCAUUAGGAUUUACUUUGAGAUACAAGGCCAAUAAUCCACAAUAGAAGAAGACAAAGAUAAAGAAAAAACAAAGGUGCACGUCACUGAAAAUGAUCAAUAAGAUUAUUGGUUUCGGUGAUUUAAUUCAAGAAGGAAAACUCAUCUAUCACAAAGAUUCAUUACACAAAGACUGAUAUAUUUCAAGCAUCUAUUUUCUUCAAAUUGGAGGAUUAUGGAUCCCUGUUAAUGGAAACACACAAUUUAGUUUUUAAGAAAGUUUGAAUAUUACCGGUACACAAGACUGAUUGAAAAGAUUUUUAAUGCAGAUAUGUCAAUCUAACGAAAAAUAUGCCCUAUAUUAUAUAGUACAGGCAUUCAGUGCUUAGUUGGGGUUCUUUGUGCAUAAAUUACAGUAUAAAUGUCACACGGCAUCAAGGUUACCAGCAUGUGGUUCUGCUAAGGUGUUGAGAAAGUCCAUGUUGCUUUAAUAGUAACCUUUAGCUUGUCUGCAUUGCUGGUUCUUGUGUCUCUUACCUUUUUGUCAACAAUACUCAGAAGUUUUUCUUUGGGGUUUAGGUCGGUCACAUUUUAAUUAUUUAAGCAGGUAUUUGUACUUUCAGCAGUGAUACCAAUGGCAAAUCCUACGGAAAAAUGAAAUUAUCUCCAUAAAGCAUGUCAGAAUAGGACAUUAUGACUUUGACUUUGGAUUUAAGUAAACACAGUGGACCAACCCCAGCAGAUGACAUGGCACCCCAUAAUGAUAACUGCCUCUGGGAACUUCACACUGAAUUUCAAGCAUCUUGGAUUCUUUGCCUCUCAACUCUUCCUCCAGAAUCUGGAACCUAAAUUUUUGAAUGAAUUUCAAAAUCUACCUUCAUCUAAACAGAGGACUUUGGAUCAGUGAGCAACAGUCUAGUCCUCUUUCUACUCGGACUAGACAGGAUGCUUCUGUCAGGAGUGGGCUUAUAUGUUUUUCUUCUUUUGGACACGUGAUACAAGAGUCUUAGUUCACAUACUGAAUAUUUGCAUAUAUGACUGGAGAUUCUUGAGGUAUUAAUUUCAACUGCCGUCUACAUCUUGUGAAUCUUUCCUGAACUCUUGAAUGGGCUUCACUUUACAACCUUCUCAAGACUGUGGAGAAUUUAUCUGUUCUCCACGCUAAGUUCUUGAUGUACGAGGUUGAAGAAGAGUCAGUGAGUUGAAUUCAUGAAUUCCAUUUAUUAAUACCAAAAUAUAGCUGGUCCAUUUUUCAUGCUACCUUUAGGAGUUAGCAGGACAAAAUGGCAACAAGUAACAGUUGGUAACUUCCUUUGUUAGCCUCCGUUAGCCGGCGUUCCCUAGUGUGUCAUAUCCUCUUCCUUUAACUUUGAAGGCGUUUCCUAACAUGUCAUUUCCUUUAGCCUUAGCUUUGCAGCUAGUUAAAAGAGACAGAAGAAAAACACAGAAUUACUUAUUCUCAACAGUUGAAAGAUAUUUCUUUGGCUUGUGCACCAUUCUCAGACACGCUUUUUCUUUACACUCAACUUUCCAUUAAAUGCUUGGGUGCAGCGUUCUACGAACAGCCAACCUUUGCGGCUUACUUUCCAGUUACUGUUUGUUGAACAACAAUCAUGACCACACCAAAACAUUUCUGUAUUAGAAAAUAAAUUUUUAUUGCUGUUUAGUUUAACUCAUUUUUUGAGAAGCAAAAGUUUAGAUUUCUAUUUGAUGUAAACUAUAAUCAUCUAAAUUGACCAAACUAAAUGCUUGAAAUAUAUCAUACGGAAUGUAGUGAAUCUAUGUAAUGUACAAAUUCCACUGCUUUAAUUGAAUUGCUGCAGUAAAUUAAAUCUUCUAGAAAGGUUUUCUUAAAAUGUACAUAGAUAUGAUUAGAUGGUAUUUUAUUUUAGGUCUGAUGAAUUAGCCUGCAAUAGACAUUCUUUCCCUGACUCUGAUACAGAUUAGGGUAAAGGUUGUUCGUCCCCACCAAGGGUGUUUUAAGGUUGUCUUGCAGCUGAAAAUACUGCAGUCCCUUAUUAUGACAAACUGUGCGGCUUUACACUACUGUCUGCCCUCACUCAGACUCUGCUUCUGCAGAGUAUAUUGAAACUAGGGACAUGCAGGAGCAUAAAAUAAGAACCUGUGCUAGCAUUGUGUAUGUGUGUGUGCUUAAUGUACUUUAAUUGUGGGCCCUGACAGAUUUGUGGGGACCAAAAUUCUGGACCUCAGUGGACGUUGGCAUCCCCAUGAUGGUAGGUGUUAAAGUGUAUGCAGGUAUCUAUGUGUGAAGGAGAGGGCAAGCCAAGGCAAAGGGAGGCGGUUUGAUAACUGACUUUCAGGCAGGUAAAGGACAAACACAGCAAGAUAGGGAAACAGAUGCUGAUGCUUUGGAUUUGAAUGGAGCAAUAAACCCCUGCAGCGAUGCCCUAAAUCGACUACACACCAAUAUAUCAUAUUGAAAAUGCCUCUUGCAGUCGCUGUAAUCCGUGUGCAAUGCACUCUUGCAUCCUAUAAAAGUGCAUAAACACAGCUCAGUGGCUUCUACAUGUACCAUCCAGGAUGCAAAUGGAUCAUUACUAAAGCUUUAACAUCACUAUUGGAAUAGCGUCAAAAAGGCAAUGUUGUGAGCAACUCUUAUUUCCUUUGACUAGAUCAAGGUAGGUACUUUGAGAACACAACCGACCAAUUUGUAUAUAAGAAAAGCUCCAGAGGGAUCAUCUUGCAUGCUAUUGUUGGUAAAAAUCCAACAGGUCAGGGUUUAAUUGCACUGAUGUGAAAAUGUGAUCUUGUGUUUAAUUAUUUUUUUUGUACUACAUGGUUUCCUGGCUCCACAGUGAGCAGCUGAGUGUAUGAAUGUUGUCAUUUUCAAAGGCAUGUGAGAGCACAAGCUCAUGAUUUCCUCCAAAUGUAGUGCUAAUCCUUCAGUGGGGCCAGAUGGUUGCAUUUUUUGUAGUAGUACAAAAAACUGAGAGAAAUAUGUAGCAGAGUAAUGAGAAAGCAACUGUGUGUAGCAUGAGUUCCCAUCAGUUUGUGUGUGUGUGUGUGUUUCAGAAUUAAAAGGGCUACUGUUUGUUUCGGUUUUUUCAAUCUGAAACCUUGUCUUUAUUUUUAAGGUGUUGGUACUCUGAGUAUUUUGUUUUUCUUUUUUGACAUAUGAUGAAUAAAUAAAUGCAUUUGAGAAUGGCAAUCUUGUUUGGAUUACUUCUCAAUCAUUUACAAUGAUCAUGACAAAUUAAGCAUAAUUAUGACAACAAUGCCAUCUUGUGGUAAAGCAAUGCUAUCUGGAGCCAGAGAGAAGGGAGACAACAAAUAUCUGAUGAAAACGUGCCUUGC
This is a messenger RNA of Xiphophorus maculatus (southern platyfish), 5151 nucleotides long. RefSeq names its product RAS like family 10 member A (gene rasl10a). Bases 783 to 1394 code for a protein of 203 amino acids. Gene Ontology annotation, molecular function: GTPase activity; GTP binding. The record is from RefSeq and is a predicted model, not a curated record. The transcript has 3 exons. NCBI's taxonomy places the organism in Eukaryota, Metazoa, Chordata, Actinopteri, Cyprinodontiformes, Poeciliidae.